AUGACCGGCAUGGAGCGCGAUUCCCUUGGAGGCGUGGAUCACUGGACGAUGGAGAAUGCUCAGGACUCCAUCUGCGCUCUCUUGUCAAGCGAUAUACUCUAUAACUCAGACUGCACCACUCACUCCCGAGGCUGCUGGGGGUUCUUUGUGCUGCGCACGGCGUACGCGCCGGGGGACGACGAGCGCGUGGCGGCGGCCAUGGCGCGCCUGGAUGACUGUGUAGAGAACGGCAUAUUGCUGCUUCGCGAGAGCGACGGGGAGACCCUGUCCCACGAAGAGCUGGAUGGCGAGGCCCGCGCGCGCUAUCACAACAUCCUCAUCGAAGACGCCGCGGCCCUCGAUGGGGCGAACCUGGCCCAGGCUCGGGCGUAUUUUCAGUCCUUUGCAGCGCCAUACGUGGUGCAUACCGAGCCGGAGAUCGGUUUCUUCAGCCGCACCGUGCGCUUCCGGCAGUUUAUCCUCCUGGACGACCAGGUCCUGUCCAACCUGGAAACGGUACCGAAACGGGGUGAUGUCAAGGCCUUUGAUGACCUCUUUGACAACAAGAGGCACUGGGUAAAGCUUUUGGAUGCUGAUGAUGAUUCCAUCUACGACGGGUCUUGUGCUUUAAACGUUCGAGACUUGUUGGAUGCUUAUGAAACAAUUGGCCGACGUGACAGAAUGACGCGCUUUCCGAAGAUUGAACCGCCGGAAGGCGAGGAUGAACUUUGGACAUUUUGCGACUUGAUCUGA
Molecule: messenger RNA, 732 nt
Organism: Akanthomyces muscarius
Lineage: Eukaryota; Fungi; Ascomycota; Sordariomycetes; Hypocreales; Cordycipitaceae
Exons: 1
Coding region: 1-732 (243 amino acids)
Source: RefSeq, a predicted model, not a curated record